GCACAUUGUCUCUCCACACGAGGACCACAGUUCAAACAUACCACUCGCGACUUUUGCACCCUUGCUGUCCCUACAUUUGACGACUGAGCUCGACGCGACUUUUUUCACAAGUUCUCAGGGUAUCCCUGGUCAUCAAUUAAACCGCUUGGAAAUUUCGCCUCUGUUCGCUUUUAGCUACCAAGCUCGUCGCUGCCGUACACUCUUAUUCAACCUCAAUCCCGGUUCCACUACCUCAUUACCUGAUAUCUGCUUCUGCGUACCAAGUCUACUGUCCGCCAGGAGCCGUAUAGCGCCUUCGAUUCUGUGUGCCCAUCAUCCCCUAUCGCCAGCUUGACCUCGUAUUGAGCCUAGGCAUACUCCAAAAAGGGCCCGGAUAAUUCUUGCACCCCGAGGACCAUUCCUGUCCUCGACUACCUAUUCUCGAACAUGGCAUCCUCAUCCUCAUUUCCCUUACGAGCCUCAAACCUUGGGAAACUACCGGAGCGAACACCAGCAGCGCAAUUCGCCAUGUCAACAUCCACAUCAGCCGCUGCGGCAGCACAGCAGCAACGCGAGCGUGAGCGGGAGCGGGAGCGGCUCGAACGCGAAGGCGCCAAUGGACUGGCCGAGUUGACCGAAGAGCAGCGCGAGGAGAUUACAGAAGCUUUCGGCCUUUUUGAUCUGGACAAAGACAAACAUAUUGAUUAUCACGAACUCAAAGUCGCCAUGAAAGCACUAGGCUUCGACCUGCCUAAACCUGAGAUCCUACAAAUACUCCAAACCUACGGGAUCCCCGCAGAUACUGUCCAUCCGCCUUCUUCCACAGCCGCAAACAAGCCCGCCGCAAUCCCUGCUCCUUCGUCCGGCGCCGGCGGCCCCGGAAGCUCAUACCCCGCCCAUCCGACACGGCUACUCAUCAGUCUGCCUACAUUCCAAAUAAUCAUGGCUCAGCGCAUACUGGCGCGCGACCCGCGCGAGGAGAUUCUGCGCGCAUUCGACCUGUUUGACGAAGGCGGAAAAGGCAAGAUUAGUCUGCAAGACCUCCGCCGCGUGGCGCGCGAGCUAGGAGAGGGUCUCGAAGAGGAAGAAUUAGCAGCUAUGAUUGAGGAAUUUGACUUGGAUGGUGACGGAGCGAUAAACCGGGACGAGUUUUUGGCCAUUUGCAUGCAAUAGCGCAUUGCGCAGUUUUCUAGCAGGAGUAUCAACGUCCGAGUGGAUAUUAGGGGCAGGGAUUAUCCAAACGACAAAACCAUCCAUCCAACAACUCAGCGUCCGGUCCCGCUCGCGAGCACUUUUUCCCCAGGAGUUAAUUCAGCGAGCAGAAACUUGCUCCUUGGACAAAAGAAACCAGCGGGCGCGGUGGGAGAAUUUUUUGUCAACAUUGGCGCAACGCAACGCAACUCAUGUACACCCCAUUCCGAAAGCUUCAACAACGGAGAUAUUUAGCUGUUGAGGCAGCUUAUAAAGCAUGAGACCGCGCAGAGAAAGUAUCGCAAAGCAAUGUCAUUUGGGAAGCGGAAUUGGAAGUGUAGAUUUACACGUUUACUCUCACCCAUGUAAAGAGUCUGGAUUCCUUUCAGCCC
This is a messenger RNA of Xylona heveae TC161, 1562 nucleotides long. RefSeq names its product EF-hand. Bases 427 to 1152 code for a protein of 241 amino acids. Gene Ontology annotation, cellular component: mitotic spindle pole body; half bridge of spindle pole body. The record is from RefSeq and is a predicted model, not a curated record. Gene Ontology annotation, biological process: spindle pole body duplication. Gene Ontology annotation, molecular function: calcium ion binding; microtubule binding. NCBI's taxonomy places the organism in Eukaryota, Fungi, Ascomycota, Xylonomycetes, Xylonales, Xylonaceae. The transcript is spliced from 2 exons.